AUGACCAAGACCACGACCACCAAUAGCCUUAGUACGCAGCAGGCCCCCGAGAAAGUUCAAACGAAACACAAUUCUCAUUCAAUCAACGCUGAUAUUCCACCAAGGCGGAGGCCCGAGACAGCUCCUAAUGGAGACAAGAAAUCAUCUCCAUCGAAAUCCCAACGUGGACGAAACUCAUCUACUUCUAGUAGUGAGAGAUCCUCUCGCUCAAAGUCACGGCGGGGAAGAAACCCAUCCACGGCGAGUAGCCAGAGGUCAUCCCUUUCAAAGUCUCAUCGAGAAAGACAUACAUCUACUGCCAGUAGUGAGCGAACAAGCUCAUCGAAAACUCUGUACUCAGCAAAGCCAAAGUCGUCACGCGGUAGAAAGGAUAUCGAGAUAGAUCCUGCCAUAACGAAGAAGGCAAUCUCGGAAUCUGUUUCGUCUGGAUCCUCUACCUUGGUUGAAUCAGAGGAAGAAGGCAUUUCUACGAAAAAUCCUUCAUCAGAGACACUUCUUGAUGUGUCCCAGACUUCUCCUUCUCCUACGCCCUCACUACGUCGCUCCCGACGUAAGCUCGAAGGAAAAUACACCAUCUCGGAUGGAAGAGCGGAGGAUGCAAUAACUGUGACUAUCACACCCAGCGUUGCUAUGCACGAUCGAAGAAUAGAGAAUCCAAGAAUGGAGGAUCUAAGCAUAGAGAGUCCACGAACAAGGAGUCCACGAACAGGGAGUCCACGAACAAGGAGUCUACGAACAGAGUGUCUACGAACAGAGAGUCCACGAACAGAGAGUCCACUAACAGAGAGUCCACUAACAGAGAGUCCACGAACAGGGAGUCCACGAACAGGGAGUCCAAAAGCAGAGAAUUUAAGAACAGAGAGUCCAAAAACAGAGAAUUCGACAACUGUGGCUAUCACAACUAGUACUGCUAUACGUAGUUCACCGCCCGAACGAAGGCGUCACAAGCCUACCACUCGGAGUACCCCAACGGGAGCUUUUGAUCCAGUAGCGAAAAUGUCACAGGAACCCGUAGCUAAAGUGAAUGCUCCCGCACGGCGCCAACAUCGCACCACCGGGGCUCAAGCUUCUGCCCAAGGGGAACCCUUUAACCCACUACUUGGGAUGUCGUUCAACGAUCCUUCUGUUACCGAAACUGCCGUAGCAGACCCAGCAGCCACAUGUACAGAUACUGAUUCUUCGACUUCAUCAACCCGUCGCCUGAAACUGGUAAAUGGCCCACGAUCCCCGGAGGAAUUCCAACAAGACAUAUCAAGCUUUGUUCAAGCCAUGAAAUUUAACACAUUUUACUCGGAAGACGACCCCUACGUGCAGAAGGUGUCUGACAAAGCGGCAGAACUUGUUAGGAGGAAGGCUACGAUAACGUCUGAUGAUGAGAAGACUUGUAUACCUGAUGAUAUAGCCGGAAUGGCAAAGGUGGCUCUUUACGACGUCGUUUUUCUCUGUGACGAUAGCGUCUCGAUGCAGCAAGACAGACGAGCACCGGCCUUGCAAGAGAUGGUUAGACGUAUUGCCAAGAUCACCGGAUUGUUUGAGACAGAAGGAAUCAAAGUGAGAUGCAUCAACUCGACGCAAGACGGCGAAUUCAACAACAUCAGAACUCUAGAGGACGUCGAGGCGGUCAUGUCCAAGAUAAGGUUCAAUGGCACACACACCAGAAUUGGAACUAGGCUGUGGGAUAAAAUAUUGAAGCCAUUGGUAUUUGACAAGAUCGACUCAAAUAGUCUCACACGACCAUUAAUAGUUUCAAUAAUAACGGAUGGCCAGCCUUCAGGAGAAGAACAAGAUGCCUUCAGAAAUACGAUUGCGCAAUGUCGAAGAGAAUUAAUGAGGCGUAGAUAUGACCCUUCCCUUGUCGUAUUUCAAGUCAAUCAAGUCGGGAAUGAUACCCAAGCGACAAAAUUCAUUCAUGGCCUUCUACGAUUUCGGAAUGUCUAUUGCACCUCAGAACUCCUUGAUGUGAAAAUGGAGAGUUUGAAAGGAAAUAACCUUCAACUUGAGAACUGGCUCGUUACGAGAUUGACUCAAGGAAUUUCCCCAACACCGGAUUCGGACGAAUAG
This is a messenger RNA of Morchella importuna, 2061 nucleotides long. RefSeq lists its product as uncharacterized. The record is from RefSeq and is a predicted model, not a curated record. NCBI's taxonomy places the organism in Eukaryota, Fungi, Ascomycota, Pezizomycetes, Pezizales, Morchellaceae. The transcript has 7 exons. Bases 1 to 2061 code for a protein of 686 amino acids.